Messenger RNA from Stylophora pistillata, 1296 nucleotides. Its product is annotated as serine/threonine-protein kinase pdik1l-like. NCBI's taxonomy places the organism in Eukaryota, Metazoa, Cnidaria, Anthozoa, Scleractinia, Pocilloporidae. The record is from RefSeq and is a predicted model, not a curated record. Gene Ontology annotation, biological process: negative regulation of G2/MI transition of meiotic cell cycle; protein phosphorylation. Gene Ontology annotation, cellular component: cytoplasm; nucleus. Gene Ontology annotation, molecular function: ATP binding; protein kinase activity.
GUAUUGUACGACAUGAUACAAUUCAAUGAGGAUUGACAGGCUAGGUAAAGCGAUUUUCAAAUGGCCAAAACUAACCUUCCAACACGGCUCCAAGUAGGUGAGAAAAGAGUGAUUAUCGAAGAACAACUUGGUAAAGGCGCUUUUGGUGUUGUCUACAAAGUGAAAGAAGAGGGAACGUCAAACGUAUACGCUUUGAAAGAUAUCCUAUGUUUGAAUAGUUCAGACUUUCAAAAUACCAUCCGCGAGGCUGAAACACUUCGCAGCAUCUCUCAUGAAAAUGUUAUUGCUAUCGUGAGUGGAGAUAAGUUUUGCGAUAGAAACAGUCAGUUCCACAUGUUGCUUUUGAUCGAGUAUUGCCCCGGCGGAAGCUUGAAUGAUCGCCUUGCUCAAUCAAGCAGCGACCAGUUGAAUCGAAAGUGGAUGAAACAAAUUGCAAGUGCUCUUCGCUUCCUUCACGAGAAAGGAAUAGUCCACCGUGACCUCAAACCAGACAACGUUCUUCUCACUGGCUCUAAUAAUGUUAAAUUGGCAGACUUUGGACUGGCAAGAAAAUAUAUGGCACUCAGUAACGAGGAUCGCUUCAAUUUCUUUGCAGUCUACAAAACGUACUACAUGAACACAUUUGCUGGAACUCCGUUCUGGAUAGCUCCUGAAGUAUUCAGAGGCCACUACACUGAAAAAGCCGAUGUAUUCUCACUUGCAGUGAUCUUCUUUCCAAUUCUGGAGAGGAUGUACGUCACUUUUGGAGGAACGAAAUUUUAUGGCGCCUUCGUCAAAACUCCAGAUGAAGGAAUGGUUGGUCUUGGAUAUGCCAUGGAAAAAUGUCCUGCAGCAAAAGUCAAGUUCUCUCCUGAAAAGCAAGGAUCGGGAACCCAACGAAGAAUCACCCUUGAUGCCUUAUCCUAUGACCCGAAAAGCCGCCCAACUGCUGGGGAAGUUUACGAAAAAAUCAUAGCUGCUGAAACGAGCGUUAGGCUGGGGCAAAACAACGCACAACAAUCCUCUGUGUGUUGCUAAUAGACUGCUUGCGGCUCUAACUUCCCUCUUGUGAUUCUAUCCUAAAAAUCCCAAAUGGUUUGUUCUCUUCGAGAUUACAAAUUACACAGGACGUUGUUGGUAAGAAAAUACGUAAUUUGCCAGCUUUUUUUUUAUUGUCAUCAAAUUGAUUGUCCAUACUGAUCCUACUCGUUGUCCGAGAUUUUGCAGAUGAAAGUAAGAACUUCAAUUCCAGCGGCUAACAUUCUUUUUAAUUAUAAUCUUUAAUUUAAAAUAUAGACUAUCUAUUGAACGGUAGGC